Acanthaster planci (crown-of-thorns starfish) is the source of this 4131-nucleotide messenger RNA. Its product is annotated as facilitator of iron transport 1-like. The record is from RefSeq and is a predicted model, not a curated record. Lineage: Eukaryota; Metazoa; Echinodermata; Asteroidea; Valvatida; Acanthasteridae.
ACAACAACAGUGGUGGAGACAACUGUGGCUGACGGUACGACAUUAGACACACAGACUACCACACAAAAACCAACUAGUGCAGCUACUGAAACAACAACAGGGGUGGAGACAACUCUGGCUGAUGUUACAACAAAAAUAGAGACCACCGCUGCCCAACAAACCACUGUAGCUGCAAAGACUACAUUAGUGGUGGAGACAACUGUGGAUGACAGUACGAUAUCAGAGAUAGAGACCACCACUGCUCAACAGACUACUGUAGCUGCAGAGACAACAACUGUGGUACAGACAACCGUCUCUGAUGUUACGACUCAUGUGGCUCAGACAACCACUGCCCAACUGACCUCUGCAGAUGCAGAGACAACAAAAGUGGUUGAGACUACUGUUGCGGAUGUCACGACAUCAGACACACAGACAACCACAGACCAACCGUCCUCUGCAGCUGCUGAGACAACAUUAGUGGUGGAGACAACAGUGGCUGAUGGUACCACUGUAGAGGCGCAGACAACCACAGCCCUACCAACUACUGCAGCUGAAGUUGUGAAGACAACUUUGGCUGAUGGUACAACAAUAGACACAGUGAUCACCACAGCCCAACAGACAAAUGGAGCUGGGGAGACAACAAUAGUGGAGGAGACAACUGUGGGUGAUGUGACUACAUUAAACACACGGACAACAACACGAAAACCAACCACUGCGGCUGUGAAGACAACUUUUGCUGCUGAGACCACUGUGGCUGAGUUCACCACUUCACAGAAAACUACCUUAGGAGGUCUUACAACAUCAGCCAUAGAAACAUCUACCGUUGAUGGUUCAACCAUUACUGUUUCGGCAGGUUUGUUGCUUUCAGACAUUUUUUUAGUGAAAGUUGGUGAUGGAGUUUUGUGAUGUGUGUCAUAUGUAUAAUUCUGUCUUUUGUGUUGGAUUGUCUAUGGUCUGGGCAUAUCAUGCAGGUAUGAGGUUGGUUUUCAAAAGAAAUCAAUCAUUUUUUUGUUUUGAAAUUAUUUUCCUUGUCUGCAUGAAAGCCACUCUUUGAUUUGUGUGAGAACCCCAUCAAAAUUUGAAUGUCACUCUUUUGUACAUUUGAGGCUACAAACAUUAAGGCUGGAUCCAGGGAGAGCUAUGCCCCCUUCGGGGCCUCCUGUAUAAAAUAAGAAGGAGGCAACUUUUUGGGGAGAAGGUGUUUUAUUGUUGUGAAAAUGACAAUGAAGCCUCACCUCUAAGAAAGUCCAUGAGAAAUUUCCAAGUUUUGGGGCUUUCCCCAAACAAGUUUGCACCCCCACCAUUUGGUUCUUCAUCUGCCUUUGCUUUUGGUAGUAGGAUUUUCACUAUAACGUUUAAUAACCCAUUAAUGUUUUUGAGCACAAACUAACCAGCAUGCAAUUGACUUUUAAAUUACCCGAAAUGUUUUUCAGGGUGUGAGUAAACUUUUAUUUUGUUUUGUGGGAACUUGCCUUUGGUUUGGAUGGUAAUUGUGAUAUCUAAAGCUCAAAGGCAUUGGCUGGUUUUUCAUAGAUUUUCACAUGCAGAGCCCUCUUAAUUUAUUGCCUAAUUGUUAAUGUAGGAAAGUCAAAUUUGAUCAAAGUGUAGCUGUUGAAACUGCAUGUGAAUGAAAUUUUCGGAAAACCAGAAAAACGAGAUUUGUGGUUGAUUCAUUCGUGAGAUUGUUUUCAUCUGUAUUUGUUUGGGUUGUCUGUUUGAAAUAUCUGUUAUGUUUCAAUCAGUAUAUUAGUAUUGAUAGGGUUAAUUUAGUAAUAGGGAGACGGCAGUGUAUAGGGAGAAAUGUCUCUAGAUGAUACACUAAAUUAAUUUUCAAAGUCGGUUAUUCCAGUUUUUAAUAGCUCUAGGGAUUAAAUUUCAAUUCAAAGUAUGAGUUAAAGAGAGUUGUAUGUUUCUUUAUAUCACCAUUUUUAUUCAGUUAUAUUUUGCUGUGGCAUAUUUCCUUGCACAUACUGUAAUUCAUCUUCUUUUCUUUUCCAUUACACCAUUGUUUCUUUGUUUCUUUCCAUGAGUGUUUCUUGCAGUUGUAGAGGGAAGGCCUUGUAGUUGCAGCUAUUCAUUUUUUAAGGGGAAGGACUCUUGCAGUGGGCAAAAUAGUAUUUUUAAAAAUCUUCAUCCUUUAUCCCUUUUGCAGUCUUUAAAAUUGACAAGCUACAUAUGUAUGCUCACAAGUGUAACUGGAGAUAAUUGCCUAAACCAGUCCAUGGAAUACUAAUACCGUAAUAAUUGCCAAAACUAUUGGGGUUGCCAAUGCAUCAUUUUAAUACAAGGGGUCCAAUUAUGAGUUUUAUACUUCAGCAUUUGGAGCCUUUGUAUAGAUUUGGAGGCACUGAAAGCUCUUUCACAUUUUUUUGCACGAUUUAGCCAGCACUUUAUAUGGGUUUGCACUUGUUAAUCCGUAAGCACACAUCUACACAGUGUACACCCUAUCAAUGGCCAAAUGAUUGUGCACUUAUCAGCAAUUUUGGUGUGACACAGGGUAUCUUGAGCAUGAACUCACAUUGAACAUUGCUCUGCAGUAUUAACCUUGUACUUGCACCCGUGGGCAGAGUGAAGUAUAUGCAAUUUUAUACACCUCAAAGUGUAUUUGUUUUCCACACAAAAUUUAAUGUAAUUGGGCAGUGGGGGGAAAAGGAAAGAAUAGUGAAGGCAUCAUCACAUUUUGUGUAUGGGCAAUAAGUGCAGCACAAUUCUCAAAGUGUGACUUGCCUGAACACCUUUGCAUAUUGAUUCACGUGAAUAUCUGUGCUCGGUAUACUUUAACAUUGUAGAGCAUGCACACCCUUUGUACAGUGUGAUUCAAUGCACGUCUGUCAUAUACAGUGGGUUUGUCUUCUGAUAAGCUACACAUGUAUACACCAGCCUGAUGUAUGCAGACUUUCACAUGGGCUGCUAAUCUUUGUGGUGAAAUUGCAGUAGUCGCUUUUGAUAACGGACAUUUUGUUUUCCUGUACUAACUUGUUUCAAAUGGAAAAUCUGGAAAUUUUUGAAGACAUUUUUCAUAUCCCUAUCAAGGGCACAUGUUCACAGCUUUCGGUCAUAGGAGCCCAUUGACUGUCCACUCUCAUUUAAGCACUCUCAUCACUGAAUUUCUUCAAGUGCAGCAAAUGUGCUUGUAAACAAGUUUUCCUGGUCGAACUAAAUUGUAUAUUAAAAUCAAACAUGAUGAAACAUGACAAAAUGUAAAACCUGGUCAAAUUCAUGCACAUGGGCGUCUCAGAAUUGGUGGAUGGUUGAACAAAACCCCAAAAGGCUGAAUUAUGUUUGCGAAUGAUGCACCAGAUUCACUUUACAGCAGAAUGCCAUGUAAAAACAUCCCCUUUAUAGAAAUGAAACAGCUGGUCGAAUUAGCAUUUUCAUUUACUUACUAUUAUACAAUGGACAUGUACCUUAUCUUCAUCCUAAUCUGCCCCGAGUUGAAGUGCACCCCCAAAGCGUCCAAAGAAAGAAAGACGGUUCUAAGUUUUCCGAGCGGGUUCUUGCAGGCUUUCUGCAUGAACGCGCAGACCACACAUUAAGGAAUAUAUUUGUUACGCGUACUCAGCGUGCUCCGCGUUGAGAACGCGCCAUUGAUCUCCAUUAUAAACGCGCGCUUAUGCUGUGACUGCCAAAAACACACACCCUCUUGUUGGGUUCGGAGCGGAUAGCAUGGCCAUUUAGCUGCAGAACCUUCCUUUAUUAACGGUGAUUCAUAAGGGAGGCCACAACUAUUCGGCGAUUCAUGGUAGAAUGUAACAACCUCAGGUGUACCAGUCUAAAUAUACAUGUACUAAUCUUAAGUUGACUUGUGGUGAUUAGCAAGAAAAUCAAAAGAUGCAACAGAGGUAUGUGCCGGAAAUUUUUUUGUAUUCGUCGUUUCUUGUUUUUAUGUGCCAUUGGCAGUGUAUUUGUCUUUAUCACUUUCCAACAUUGGUAAGCAGAGAUUUUCUCAGGUUUGUAGCGAAAACCAGGUAGAUUUCUAGCACUUCUGUGUCAACUUUUGUUGAUUUGACGCCUGGUCUUUUCACACUGCGAGCGUUACUGAUGGUGCACAUGUGCAGCUGUAUCCCUUGGAACUCAUGACCCGCCAGAGGGCAAUACACAACAAUGGUAUGCUAAAUAUUUUUGAAAUGGUUUCAACCUUGUUUAAAUAGA